Molecule: messenger RNA, 1139 nt
Organism: Alnus glutinosa
Lineage: Eukaryota; Viridiplantae; Streptophyta; Magnoliopsida; Fagales; Betulaceae
Exons: 6
Coding region: 6-1139 (377 amino acids)
Source: RefSeq, a predicted model, not a curated record
UCGUUAUGACGCACCAACCGGAUUGGCUUCUUAAUUGGUAUGAAAAUGGUGAUUCUAAAAAUAAUGUGUCAGACCUGAUAUGUUACAUUUUGAAAGAAAGGUGCAAGCUUCAAAUUGCCGGGGACAUUCAUCACUACAUGCGCCACUCAAUUGCUGAUCAAUCGGAUGGUUCUGUUUCUUCUGAUCAGCCUGACAGAAAGCCGGUUUAUGCACAACAUCUACUUGUCAAUGGUUGUGGCGGAGCGUAUGUCCAUCCCACCCAUGUCUUUCGUCAUUUUAGUCAAUCUCAUGGAGUUUCAUAUGAAUGCAAAGCCGAAUACCCUUCUAUUCAAACUUCAAGCAGGCUUGCGUUAAGAAAUAUUUGGAACUUCCGAAAGGAGAAUUGGCAGUUUGAUAAUGUUGGUGGCAUUAUAUACUUCAUAUUGGAAGUUUCUAUGUUCCCACAGUGUGAGCUCGGCCACAUCUUCCAAGUGGAUUCAAGUUCGAAUUUCUGGAGGAGUUUCUGUGGGACAGUGUGGAAUGCUUUUAUAUACAUGCUGGAGCACUCUUAUGUGUCUCUGGGAGGUGCUCUGCUACUGCUUACUAUGGCUAUUGCAUUUGUUCCCUCCAAAGUUUCAUGGAGGACACGGAUAGUGGUCGGAAUUCUCCAUGUUUUUGCGCACCUGACCGCAGCUCUCAUUCUUAUGCUGGUGUUGGAACUUGGUGUCGAGGCUUUUGUCCGCGAUGAAUUAUUGGCAACUUCAGGUGGGCUAUCACUCAUUGUAUCGGCGGUGCCAAUCAGUAGAAAGCAGAUACUUUCCAAUUUCAAAUGGCACUCGAGCUCUGGUAGAAGAAUGGACAUUUGGGCUUUAUCUGCAUUUAAUGUGCCAGAGAUCCCAGAUGAGUGGACACGGGAUCCUGAAUGUGAGGAAGAGCAACCAGAAGAGAACAAGUUGAGCCACGAGAGAAAGUUUCCAAGCAAAUGGAGGGUAGCCACGCCGUAUCAGGAACCUUUAGACACUGUCAGGAUUAUUGACCAAUUCAUCCCAGAAGAGUGGACACUGGAUCCUGAAUGUGAUCAGAAAGAGCAACCAGAAGAGAACAAGUUGAGCCACGAGAGAAAGUUUCCGAGCAAAUGGAGGGCAGCCACUCCAUAUUAG